Molecule: messenger RNA, 2453 nt
Organism: Aplysia californica (California sea hare)
Lineage: Eukaryota; Metazoa; Mollusca; Gastropoda; Aplysiida; Aplysiidae
Product: transcription factor E2F4
Exons: 9
Coding region: 166-1365 (399 amino acids)
Biological process (GO): regulation of transcription by RNA polymerase II
Cellular component (GO): RNA polymerase II transcription regulator complex
Molecular function (GO): DNA-binding transcription factor activity, RNA polymerase II-specific; protein dimerization activity; RNA polymerase II cis-regulatory region sequence-specific DNA binding
Source: RefSeq, a predicted model, not a curated record
CCUACAACGCGUACUCUCGCUGUUCUCGUUGUUACCCACAAAGCGUACGAAGGAAGGAAUUCUUCAAAAUACAGUAGUGUAGAAUCUGAACUUUGUCAGGUUUAGGAUUGUAGUGUGGGUUCGGCAGAGCAGUGGAUAAUUUCCAUUGCAAUAAAGCACCACAAAAUGCAGCCUGGAGUCCAGAGUCUCGAAAUUGUCAGAGUGUCUAAAAGUUUGUCAGAUCUGAAUGAUCCUUCAACGAGCAGUAGACACGAGAAAAGUUUGGGACUGUUGACCACCAAAUUUGUUACAUUGCUGCAGGAAGCAAAGGAUGGAGUUCUGGAUUUGAAAGUUGCUGCUGAUCAACUUGCUGUCAGACAGAAGCGGAGAAUCUAUGACAUCACAAAUGUGCUUGAAGGAAUUGGUCUGAUUGAAAAGAAGUCCAAGAACAGCAUUCAGUGGAAAGGCUCUGGUCCAGGCAGCAACUCACGAGAUAUAUCAGAACGACUGACGUCGUUGAAGGAUGACCUCGCUGAACUUCGACAUCAGGAGCAGGAGUUGGAUAAGCACAAACAGUGGGUGCAGCAGAGCAUAAAGAAUGUCACAGACGAAGUCACGAAUACAAGGUUGGCUUUUGUCACACAUGAAGACAUUUGCCAUUGUUUCAAGGGCGACACAUUGUUAGCGGUUCAAGCCCCAUCUGGGACGCAGCUUGAAGUUCCCAUUCCAGAACUGGUGGGCCCCACGUACAAAAGACACUAUCAGAUUCAUCUCAAGAGUCAAGGUGGUCCCAUCAACGUGCUGCUUGUGAACAAAGAAACCGAUGAGUCGGAGCCAGUGGCGGUGCAAGUGCCGCCCCCCAAGACAGAACCGAUGGGUGCCACGGCGGAGGGCGCCUCAGCUUCCAUCGUGGAGCAAAUGGCUCAAAACCAGAACUCCGAUCCCAGCCGGCAGACAGACCGAGCUGGAGCAAUGACCAGGGGAAAGCUUCAGCGUUCCCCUGUGAAGUCCCCCCUCAAACAGUCCCAGGCAUCUUCCAUCAUUGAACCUCCAACACGAAUGGCAACACGAUCUUCCCCGAGGAAGAACACAACAGACACAUUGCUCAGCCAACCUAGCACAAGCUCAUCAGAACCAAGCACAAGUGACCCGGGCCCAAGUCUUGACAUGUUCAGCUCGGACCUCCUCUUUGACCCUUCCAAGGGGGAUAUUGAUUUGACUGGUGAAUUAUUGGACAUUGAUCAGCUCAUGUCAACCGAUACUUUGACCCCGCUCCUGUCCCUGAGCCCCCCGCCCAGUGGCCGCGACUACUACUUCAACCUGGACGACACGGAGGGAGCUUGUGAUCUCUUUGAUGUGGACAUCUCCAACAUGCUGUCUUCCUAGUACAGGGCAGGAGCUGCUCUUGUGCCUCGAAAAAUUUGUUGACUCGUUGGACACUCACAGUUCAAGACUUUCACAUGCUCAGAGCCUUAUCACUGCUUAUAAAUGCUGAAUUUUGUAGACUGCGCGUUGUUUGAUUCGGUUGGGGAGUUUUGUGACUGCGUUGCAUUUGUGCGGUUUGCCACUCAUGAGUGCUGUACAGCACUGAGAAACCUACUGCCCUACAUCUUUACAGCUAUGAUUGCUGCAGGUGCUAUAGAUGUGCCCGUAAGACAGAUGUCAUAAUCUUGCACAAGAGGCUUCAUUUUUUUUGUUUCAUUUUGUGGCUUUAAGAGUUUGAUUCUCAUGUUCAUCAUCUUUUUUUUUUUUUUUUUACAUCUCAACUUGUACCAAUUUUCAGUUGCGUUUUUUUUUCUUUUCAAAUUGCCUGUCUCAUCAUCUGUUCCUUUUUUCUUAUUUUAUUUUUAUUUGAUUUGUAGGCCUAUUUGGUCUUUUAUGUUUUUGUGACCACGGAUGUUUUUCUUUUCUUCUCGUUCAACCUAUAGAGUGAUCCACAUACCUCUCAUCAAGACAACUAUUUUUGAAAAUGGAACCAGAAAAAUGUUUACUACAGAUUCAAAAAUUUGCUUUGGAAGAAUAUAUUUUUCCAUUUUAGGCACUGAUUUUUGUAUUUUUGUAAUGUAAAUUUUCUUCAAAUGAAAAGGCUACUGAAACAAAAGCACAGAUGUUUUCCAGUCGUUCUUCAAGUAAGUGACGGCACAUUGUCUUUCAGAUUUCUCUCACAUAGCAAAAUCUGCAGUGUACUUACUGCUAAUGACAUUUAGAUUUUGCUCUCUUGUUUUACCCUCAUACCUUUUGAGUAUUGGGGAGACCACAAAUGUGAGAAAUUCAACAGUUUUGGCAGGCUCAUUUGACAGUAUGCAGUUGUGAGCACUGUAAGACAGUUACCAAAAAUAAAACCUAACAAAAUUCUGCACUUUUGUUAGCACUCUCUCUUUCAAGUUGAAUGACAUUAAGAGAAGCCAAAUUCUCAAAAUAUUUGACUCUCAUAGAUUGCUGAGACUGGGUUUCAAAGUAAACUAAAAAAAAAA